Molecule: messenger RNA, 1424 nt
Organism: Drosophila innubila
Lineage: Eukaryota; Metazoa; Arthropoda; Insecta; Diptera; Drosophilidae
Gene: lic
Product: dual specificity mitogen-activated protein kinase kinase 6
Exons: 5
Coding region: 1-1008 (335 amino acids)
Biological process (GO): stress-activated MAPK cascade; protein phosphorylation
Molecular function (GO): MAP kinase kinase activity; ATP binding
Source: RefSeq, a predicted model, not a curated record
AUGUCACGACAACGUCCGCGACCCCCACCCAUUGGAAUUAAUCGUGAUCCGGAACCGGCACUUGUGCCACCACGUAAUCUUGACUCACGGGCAACCAUACAAAUUGGCGAUCAAACAUUCGAUAUCGAUGCCGAUAGUCUGGAGAAGAUUUGUGAUUUGGGACGCGGUGCAUAUGGCAUUGUGGAGAAGAUGCGUCACAGGCAGACGGGCACAGUGCUGGCCGUUAAACGCAUACCAAUGACUGUCAACUUUCGGGAACAGCAACGUCUGAUCAUGGAUCUGGAUAUAUCGAUGCGUUCCAGUGAUUGCCCCUAUACGGUUCACUUUUAUGGGGCCAUGUAUCGCGAGGGCGAUGUCUGGAUCUGCAUGGAGGUGAUGAACACCAGUCUGGACAAAUUCUAUCCAAAAGUCUUCAAAAACGAGCUAACCAUGGAGGAGACGGUGCUCGGCAAGAUUGCGAUGAGCGUGGUCAGUGCCUUACAUUAUCUUCACGCCCAGCUGCGCGUCAUUCAUCGCGACGUGAAGCCUUCAAAUAUACUGAUCAAUCGCAGUGGUCAGGUCAAGAUUUGUGACUUUGGCAUCUCAGGUUAUCUCGUUGAUUCGGUUGCCAAGACUAUAGAUGCUGGCUGCAAGCCUUAUAUGGCACCGGAACGCAUUGAUCCGCAAGGUAAUCCAGCCCAGUAUGAUAUACGUUCCGAUGUGUGGUCACUGGGCAUAAGUAUGAUCGAAAUGGCCACUGGCCAAUAUCCCUACAACAAUUGGAGAACGCCCUUCGAGCAGUUGCGUCAGGUUGUGGAGGAUGAUCCACCGCGAUUGCCAUCGGGUUCAUUCUCAUCGGAGUUUGAGAACUUUAUAGCCACAUGCUUGCAAAAGGAGUACACGGCGAGACCCAAUUAUGAGCAACUGCUGCGGCAUAGCUUUAUUGUCGAGCAUUUACAGCGCAACACGGACAUUUCCGAGUUUGUGGCAAGAAUAUUGGAUCUGCCCGAUGAGAAGUCGCCGCAGUAGAAGGAGCUAAAAAAUUUGAGCAUGUUUUUGUACGAUUCUCCAAAUGUACGAUCCAAAAAAAUGUAAAUUGCCGCCGUCUUCUACGUAUGCAUUUGUAUGUGUGUGUGUAUCUCUCUGUCUGUCUGUCUAUGUGUGUGUUGGCUUGUGUAUCCAAGUAUGUAUGUAUAUGUGUGAGCAAGUUAAUUGCAAAAAAGAAUAACGAAAGAAACAAUCGCUAGCUUAAGAAUCAAUGAAAUGCAAUCAACAUACAACAAUCUACAUGCAAUACAUAACAUACUCGAUAUACAUAUAUAUAUAUAUUGUAUAAUAUAGAUACUUUACUUACAUACGUGCCGUUAUAUGCAUAUACUGCAAAAAUACCAAUUAUCGCUCUUGCAGCGCUCAAAAGAAAAUGAAACAUGAGAAUGAAACUAAAA